Messenger RNA from Spea bombifrons (plains spadefoot toad), 6218 nucleotides. RefSeq names its product zinc finger protein 609 (gene ZNF609). Lineage: Eukaryota; Metazoa; Chordata; Amphibia; Anura; Pelobatidae. Gene Ontology annotation, biological process: regulation of transcription by RNA polymerase II. The coding region runs from base 334 to 4635 and encodes 1433 amino acids. The record is from RefSeq and is a predicted model, not a curated record. The transcript has 10 exons. Gene Ontology annotation, cellular component: nucleus.
CUGUGUGGACGGUGAAGCCUGGAACUGGAGUAGUCAUUGCCUGGGUAUUUUGAGGGGGGAGGGCGAAGGGAUGGGGGGGAUCCCGGGCCCCGUGUGAAAAGAUUCCCUGGAAACUGUGCGGGAUAGGACAAGAUGGAGGACACUUGAGGCCAGAAAGAGGUAACUAUGCUGUCUCCUCAGCCACCUGGUGCCCUACCUCUAUAGAUCCUCCAUCCUGUCUUGUUCCCUCUUCUGUGCUCAAGUAAUCCUGCACUACAAGAAGACUGGCGAGGGGCUGGCGAGGCAUCCCAACCUGCAACAAUUUAAGGACGCAGAAGGGUGCGUAUUCUUAAGAUGUCCUUGAGCAGUGGCGCAUCAGGAGGGAAAGGUCUGGAUACGAACCCUGUGGAGACCUAUGACAGUGGUGAUGAAUGGGACAUCGGAGUGGGCAAUCUGAUUAUCGAUUUGGAUGCCGAUCUAGAGAAGGACCAGCAGAAGCUCGAGAUGUCCGGCUCUAAGGAGGUGGGCCUGCCAGCCCCCAAUGCAGUGGCCACUCUACCUGACAAUAUAAAGUUUGUGACUCCCGUUCCUAGUGGCCAAAGCAAAGAGUCUAAAUCCAAGUCGAAGAGGAGUAAAAGCAGCAAAGACGGAGGCAGGAGUAGCCAGACCUCCACCGGACUUUUCCCAGUAGGGGAAGUUAGUAAGAAGGACGUAGCAGGACGUUCUGAGGUUGGGGGUAAUUCUGGGGCUCCCUCAUCCACAGUGACUUCUAAGGGAGGGGAAAAAUCAGGAAAGGCCUCUCGUACCUCAUCUGGUUCCAAGAAGGAAAGUGGGAAGGCCAAAAAGGACAAGAGUGAGGUAGCCGUGAGUAGUGGAGAGAAGGAGCCAUCAGGAGUUCUUCAGCCUGCUGCAGGAGUGGGGAGUAGAGGUGUUGCAUUGCAAGAGGCAGUAGUGGCUUCAGUGGAUCAGUUGGGAGGGGGAAUGGCAGUUGACAGUGGCAGCACCCUCAAUAUAGCAGCCAUUAAAACAGAGCCUGAGGAUCCGGAAACCGACAGUCGUGGAUUGAAGAAGGUGAAAGCAGAGAUGAUGGAGUCCCCAGUGUGUGCUUCUUCAGGCUUGCCUCUCCAUUUGUUGGUUCCAGUGGUGAGCAGUGACAUUUCCUCACCGUGUGAGCAGAUCAUGGUGCGCACGCGCUCUGUAGGCGUCAACACCAGUGACGUGGCACUUGCCACUGAACCCGAAUGCCUGGGGCCUUGUGAACCCGGAACCAGCGUUAAUCUAGAGGGCAUCGUGUGGCAAGAGACAGAGGAUGGAAUGCUGGUUGUGAAUGUGACUUGGAGAAAUAAGACCUAUGUUGGCACGCUGUUGGACUGCACUCGACAUGACUGGGCACCACCCCGAUUCUGCGACUCUCCCACCAGUGACUUGGAGAUGCGGAACGGACGGGGGAGGGGGAAACGCAUGCGACCCAGUAGCAAUGCUCCCAUUGCAGACACCACUCCAGCCCCCGACAGCAAAGGUGCUAGUAGCAGCAGUAGUAGCAGCAGCAAGACCCGAGCUGGAGCCAACAACAAAGGGAGGCGCGGCAGCCAGAACUCAGGCGAGCACCGUCCUCCUCCAUGUGGCACUGCUGAAGACAUCAAAGCCAGCCCUUCUUCAGCUAGCAAGCGUAAGAGCAAACCCCCUUCUGACCUUGAACUGACCUCCAGCUCAGAAGAUUCCAAAGGGAGUAAACGUGCUCGUACGAAUUCAAUGGGCUCUUCUUCAGCACCAGGGUCUGUGUCGCUUCCCUUAACUGUUCCACUGAGUACUGUCAAAGUGGAACCCACCACACUAGACAGGAACUGCUCUUCUCCAAUCCUAAUAGACUGUCCUCACCCAAAUUGCAACAAGAAAUACAAGCACAUAAAUGGCCUGAAGUAUCAUCAGGCUCAUGCACACACAGACGAUGACAGUAAACCAGAGGCAGAUGGUGACAGUGAGUGUGGAGAGGAGCCUAGUCUUCACCUAGAUAUGGGAGGCUGCAAUGGGGCCUUUGUGUCCCAAAAGGGUUCCCUUUCUCCGGCCCGUUCUGCUACCCCAAAAGCCCGUUUGGUUGAGCCACAUAGUCCCACCCUCUCUGCCAAGUUUGGUGGAAAGGUGGUGUGCAAAAAGAAGUUAAGUACAGAAGGAGACAUGGACCCAGGGGCACUUUCAAAUGAUGGCUCAGAAGAUGGAACCCUAGCAGCUGAUGACACCAGUAAUGAUGGGUUUGAGUCUCAGGAAAAGAGACAGACAGACAGAGAUAAGAAAAGUGGUGGUACUAGUAAAUCGGAGAAGUUGCCUUCUUCUAAGAGUGUAAAGUCUGCCCGCCCCAUUGCCCCGGCCAUAGUGCCCCAGCAAAUGUAUACCAUCCAGACCACCACCUUUACUGCCUCAAGUCCAGGUUCCUCUUCUGGGCUUACCACAACAGUGGUUCAAGCAAUGCCUACAAGUCCCCAGCUUAAGCCCAUUCAGCCAAAACCAACAGUAAUGGGGGAGCCGUCCAAUAUUAACCCGUCGUUAACCCCAUCCAGAGAUAAGAAAAAGAAGGAUAAGAAGAAGAAAGAGACGAGGGAGGAAGAAAGCCCUGCAACCGCUAUCAAACCUGGUCGCUCAGAGGAUGGGAAAAGCCCCUAUGCGGAAUCGGGGGGUGAUUCAGCUGUGAAAGGUGAUGGACUCCUCAAUGGCUCUGAUUCUCACCAAAGCCGCCUGGCUAGUAUAAAGGCAGAGGCUGACAAAAUCUACAGCUUCUCAGACAAUGCUCCCAGCCCUUCCAUUGGAGGAGGGGGAACUUCAAGCCGAAUGGACAAUCCUAGCCCAGGGCAGCCAAUGACUCCUCUACAUGUUGUGACCCAAAAUGGAGCUGAAGGAACUUCUGCUAAAACAAACAGUCCAGCCUAUUCUGACAUAUCUGAUGCAGGGGAGGAUGGAGAGGGGAAAAUGGACAGCUCUAAAGUCAAAGACACAGAGCAGCUGGUUAAGGAAGGUGCCAAGAAAUCCCUCUUCCCACCUCAACCACAAAGCAAAGAGUCCCCAUAUUACCAGAGCUUUGAAACAUACUAUUCUCCCAACUAUGCGCAUUCCAGUCCUGGUGCUAUUAAUGCUGCUGGCCAGGCCACACCUGAAAAUCAGCCUCCCAAGGUCAAAAAAGAGGAGGACAUGGAAGUGACUGAGGUAAAGAUGAAAACUGAGCCACCUGAGGAGAAAAAGCCAGAGAUAUGUAGCACAAGCCAACAGCCUUCAGUAAUCCAGCAAAGACCCAAUAUGUACAUGCAGUCCCUUUAUUACAACCAGUAUGCCUAUGUGCCUCCAUAUGGUUACACUGAUCAAGGUUAUCAUGCUCACUUGCUUAGCACCAACCCAGCAUACAGACAGCAGUUUGAGGAGCAUCAAAAGCAGAGACAGAAUCUUGAGCAACAGCAGCAACAACGCAAUAUGGAGAAGAAGGCAGAAAUGGCCAUGAGGGAAAGGGAGGCAUCUCUGAAAGAAGAAUGGAAGCACAAGUCAUCAGUUCCUCCAACACUAACAAAGGCCCCAAGUCUAACUGAUUUAGGAAAGACAGGACCAAGCAAGGGUAAGGACCUAGGAGCUGGACCGGAUGCAAGCAAGUCAGUGAUUAUUCCCAAACCAGAGGACUCUAAGAUGCCUGUGCAGCAAGCAGAAGGCUUGAAAGCAAAAGUUUCUGAAGCAGGUGGACAUUCAGGGAAGGAAGCAUCAGAGGCUAAACCAGGGGGAGAAUGCAAUCGUCAAGCCAGUCUGGAUCCUGUGCUGUGGUACAGACAACAGGAAGCAGAAUCUCGCAUGUGGACAUAUGUUUAUCCCAAGUACUCCGAUGCCUUGAAAGCUGAUGAUGAGAGAUGGAAAGAGGAGCGGGAGAGAAAAGCCAAGGAGGAGCGUAACCGAAUUAAGGAAGCGUCUUCAAAGGAUGAUGGCAAAGAGACCGGGAGUGGGGAUGUCAAGGGACCACAACAAACAGAGGACCUGAGAGUGCUGCCCAAGGAUCCACGCACCAGUACUCAUGUGCCAGUCUCCUCACCCCUCACUCAGCACCAGUCCUAUAUCCCCUAUCUCCACGGUUACACGUACAGUCAGGCCUAUGACCCAAAUCACCCGAGUUACAGAGGAAUGCCUGCCGUCAUGAUGCAGAACUACUCAGGUUCUUAUCUCCCCUCCAGCUACUCUUUCUCCCCAUAUGGUAACAAGGUCUCCGGCAGUGAGGAGUCUGAGAAGUCCCGAGCCAGUCCGAGUGUCGGCUGCAAACCCACCUCUGAAUCCAAAGCUCUGGAUAUCUUACAGCAACAUGCGAGCCAUUACAAGAGCAAGUCACCCACAAUUGCAGAUAAAUCUCCGCAAGAGCGUGAUCGAGGGGGAUGCAAUAUGCCCGGAGGGUCCUCGGCAGGUGGAGGUUGCAGCAGCAUGGGAGCCCCUGACAGAGGAGGGGACAGGAAUUCCGAAAGACCUCGCACUUCUCCUUCACAACGCUUAAUGUCCACACACCACCAUCAUCAUCACCUUGGCUAUUCCCUGCUCCCUGGACAGUACCAAUUGCCCUAUGCCACUGGUUUGUCCUCCACGGCCAUUGUGGCCAGUCAGCAAGGUUCAGCACCUUCACUAUACCCGCCCCCCAGGAGGUGAGAGCGGAAAUGAUUUCAUUGGAGGUCCCUGUAUAAUCUGCGUCCUGUGACGGGAUCACAAGACACACCCGGGAAUGAGUCUGUGCAUCAUUUGAAUGGUGUUGAGCAUUUUCUAUGGCCACAGCUUUCAGCUAAGCCCUCCAGGUUUCAACUCAACUCCCAGACACAGAAAACCCAACCAUUGCCCUUUCACAAGCUGUCUACUUUGCAACCAUUUGGAGACAACGUUUUGGGGCUGUAUUUAUUCAGCAUUGCCUUUCGCAGAAGUAGGGAUUUUAUUUUCGCAAAGUGUUGGAGAUGAAACUGUACACUUGUUCUUUUAAUAAACCCUCUGGGUCUUGGGGGACAUUUUUCGGCAACAGACUUCUAGUUAAAAGUUGUUUUGAAAGUUACAAAAUGAUACAUUUGUUUUUGUCUUGUUAAUGCACUCCAUCACUCAUCUCUAUAACGUCUGUGGACUUCCUCCUUGACACAUCCUCAGGCAUAAACUCUUCCAAAUAUCAAAAGUUAAACCGGCAUAGUUCACCUCCAAAGUUAUCAACGUUUUGUUUUUUUUUGUUUUUUUUGUUUUUUUUACUUGGGAUGAGAUCUACUGGACUCAACAAGGUAUAUAGUUCUGUGUUUGUCACUUAUUAGGAAUGACCGCUUGGAGCUGGUGUUUCGGUUGCCUUAAUUUCAUCACUUUUCCUGCAGUGGCACCCGGAUUUGGUAGAUGUUAGGCCAAAAGGUUCCAAGGGCCAAAAUAUAUCCCUAGGUUAACAGCAGGGAUUACAGCUUCCUGUAACAUAGGACAGAUGAAGACAUAAUAGCAGCUCUCCUGCUUGGUGUAGAGCUACAACUCUUGUGUUCCUAGAUCAGCAUAUGUCUGGCUGAGGAUCAUGAGGACUGCGUUUCAGCAAUAUCUAGCUAGCUGUUGGUUGGCUACCUCCAAUGCAGAUGUCCAGGUGUUAAACACUGUGCUGCCAGAACAGUAGUAAUGUUGUAUGUACUAUAUUUUAUUGCUGCUCACGUUGGCGGUACAGAAGUUAACAUUGUCUUGGGAUGUUUCCAUUUCCUGCUCAUCACUUGUUUUAACCAGAGAGCUCUUAAAUUAAAAUUUUUACCUGUUUUCCCACUCUCCAAUUUUCUCAUGGAGGGUUCAAGUAAAUUGACCACAUGAAGAGAUAUCACAACUGUGAUGUCAUAGCUGGCUUCUGUAAAAGCUCAUGACUGUGCAUAAUGUACAUAACCCUGUUACUUUGUUCUUUUAUAAGACACUAAUCUUAAAUAUGGAAAAUACUUCACAUCUGCAUUUUAGAUCUGGUUAACCACUAAUUGUUUACCCAAUGCUGGUCACAAAAUACAAUGUAUGCAUUUAACUGACCACGUAAGUAUAUAUGUGUGUAUAUUAGAUAUACCAGUACACACACCCUCGCAUUCUCUCAUAGAUAUGCGUAAGAGGUCCAGCACAUCUACAGAUCUUUUGUUAAAAAUGUUAGGUCUUCUUUGUUUUAAAAUAUGCUCAGCACAUUGUCGGGUCCCAAAACUGCAGUAGUUGUGUUAUUGCAUGUCAAGAUGAAAAAAAGAAAAAAAAAUGUUCACUAG